CGACGCUGUUGAAGGGACGAGCGGAGGAGGAGGAAGGAGGAGCUGGAGAGGGUAAGAUCGUUCCUUCGAAGGAAGAUACAGCAGAGGAUGGAGCUGGAACGAUCCGUUGGGACGAAUCUAGCGGGAUGGACGCGAGGCGUCGAUGAUGGCAUUGAGAAGAGUAACUCGUGUUACGGCGAGGCGGAGGAGCCGGGUUAUCGCACUCGAAAGGCGAGGAGCGAGGCGAGCGUCAUCAGGUUCGAUCCGGAAAUCGUUGAGAAGGAUAGGCGGAAAGGGGGGAGGCAGGUGGAGAGGUGGUCGAGAGGCGACAACGGGUCUCGUUGCAGGCAGGAUUCGUCCGGGCAAAAAGCGUACAGGCGUUCGAGGAGCGAGACGAUCCUCGAGGGAACGACGACGGGUCAGGGGGCCGAGAAACGGAAGCUGUACCGAAAGACGAGGAGCGACGCGUUGGUGGCGGGCCAGAUGGGUGGAGGAGGCGCUAGGAGGAGACAGGACACCGUGGACGAGACCUGGCGCGAGUACAAGGAGAGGAAGAGGCACGAGAGGUCGCAGAGGCGGGACACGGAGGAAGAGGAUUCUGGGCGGAACGACGUUCGAGCCGAUCUGUGCACUUUCGACGAUUGCAAGAUCUGUCAGAGUUUGAAGAAUUGCGCGAGUCCUGCGCGGCAAAUGGAGAAAGAAAUGAGAAAUCGGAGGAGCGUUGGCGAGGACGAGGGAACAAUAGGGGAUCGCGAUGAUUGUUCCGAGGUUGUGAUUUCUCCGAACGAUUCCGCGAACGAGAGGCCGGCGAGCAGCAGUCGUGUUCGGGAGAAGUAUCUGGUCGACAACGAGGUCGAUGCCUCCCCGAAGAAUCACGUACUCGUCAAGGUUCGAGCGAAGAAUCGCGAGGCUGACUCGUCUAACGUGAAUUCGCCUGAUUGCGGUUACAAUACGAUUCCUAAGAAGGCUUUUAACGAUUACAAGGAAUUGUACGCGAGAUCGAACGUGAAGAAGAGCGACACGUUUAAGAUCGUGGAUGGAAGCGAGGGGAUCGAGGAAGGUGUUGAGGAGGAGGAGGAGGAGGAAGGGGAUGGAUCGAUCGAGAGUUUCGAUUAUUCGAACGGCGAGGGUGUGUUGAUGAACAAGUCGAACGAGGAUAUCGCGAGGGAUUACUUUAAAAGGGUGUACGAGUUGUUGAGGAAACGGCAGAGGGAGGCGAGGAGGGUCGCGGAGAAGCAGGAAGUGGCGGGCCGCGAUGAUUCGUCGUCGUCUAAUUACGCGGAGAAGGUGGAAAAGAGGAGACCGCGGCGAAAGAAAAAGGAACGGGGCACGCAAGGCGAAAAAGUCGUAACGAAAGUUUUUGCAAAGGAAAAUGUUGCUUGA
Apis florea (little honeybee) is the source of this 1362-nucleotide messenger RNA. RefSeq lists its product as uncharacterized. Gene Ontology annotation, molecular function: protein binding. The record is from RefSeq and is a predicted model, not a curated record. Lineage: Eukaryota; Metazoa; Arthropoda; Insecta; Hymenoptera; Apidae.